ACAAAAAACACAAUUUAGAAUUUAUUAGUUAAAAAAAAAGUGCCAUUUAUUCGACAAUUAAUAUGAAGCUAAUUCUGUUGGCAGUACUAUACAUUAAUACGCAACACAUAUCCGCAGCGUUUUUAGCUAAGGAGCGAUGCGUCCAAGCCUUAGGGAAACUCUCGACUAUAACGGACAACGAAUUGACAAAUUCCCGAGAAGAACUCCGACAUUCUUUAAGCGAACUUUACAGAAAUGUCGCUAUGUCGGAACUCGAAAAACCAACGAAUUUCAAACGUAAACUGGAGCCACUUCACAUUCAAUUUCAACAGUUAAAAAAACAGUCAAGAAGAGAAGGACAUUACCAUUGUAUUUGUAAGAAAUAUUCAAAAAAAUUCUCGGAAAUUCCUCAGACGCUCAGCAACGAAUGUGCCAUGAAGUAUAUGGUCGAAGGCGAAACCCAUAUACAAAAGGAGAUCGGAAAACUUGAAAUAUUCAAGAAGGAUGUCAUACUUUUGGAAAAUUAUAUGAAGGAAUGUGAUCGGAAGUUCUUUUUAUAUGUGCGCAGUUGUUAUAAUAAUCUGCUUACAAGAAUCGUUCAUGCACAAACCUAUAUUCCAAAACGUAUUAAAUCUGCUGUUGAUUUAACUAAGGAGGAUAUUUCUGGAAAUGACAUAAAAUUAAAGGCAUGUUAUAGUGAACAGUUGCAACAAGCGUUUGAAUUAGGCCAAUCAUAUAUUAAUCAAUUUUCUAAAGAUUGCUUUAUUUAG
Anthonomus grandis grandis is the source of this 749-nucleotide messenger RNA. RefSeq lists its product as uncharacterized. The record is from RefSeq and is a predicted model, not a curated record. NCBI's taxonomy places the organism in Eukaryota, Metazoa, Arthropoda, Insecta, Coleoptera, Curculionidae. Bases 63 to 749 code for a protein of 228 amino acids. The transcript has 3 exons.